AUGGUGGUCACCGCCGGAAAUCUUCACGAUGACAAGGGUCCCAAGAUCCUGGCUGUACUGUGGACCUUGACGGGGCUAACUGCCGUUAUGGUUGUGGCUAGGGUCUACAUCCGGCUCAAGCUACUGCGGAACUUUGGUUUGGAUGAUUAUUUGAUUGUGGUUUCCAUGAUAAUGGGGUUUGCAUAUUGCGGAAUCUCUACAGCAGGUGUGGGUGUGGGUUAUGGAAAACAUUCCAAGUACUUGAGUACGGACAAUCUGGAGAAGGCCAUUCUACUCAAUACAGUCAGCUUUUUGUUCGGGAUUUUCUCUUUCACUCUUCCCAAGAUUGCUGUGACUUCCAUGUUGACCCGGAUCUUGAACCCCAAACCACUGCAUAAGGCGAUGCUGUGGACGAUGGUUGGAACCACAAGCGUCGUGUCUAUUACCUGCAUUAUAAUCUUGUUCACAAUGUGCGAUCCAGCAGAGGCAUUGUGGAAGCCUGAACUUGUCGCAGCAGGCGCCAAGUGCAAAAGUACAGCGUUACUCAUUGACUUUGCUAUCUUCACUGGAUCUAUCUCUGCUCUUGCUGAUCUAACUCUGGCCGUUUAUCCAACAACCGUCUUGUUGAAACUCCAAAUGUCUCUACGAAAGAGAAUUGCGCUAUGUGCUGCUUUAGGGCUUGGUGGAAUUGCUUCUGCGAUGGCAAUUAUAAAGUGUACCCAGCUGCAUGGACUUGCCGACAAAUCCGACUACACAUACGGUACUGCCGACCUUGUCAUGUGGACCAAUAUUGAGGCCGACGUCGUUGUUUUAGCAUCGUGCAUCCCCACCUUACAACCACUCCUCGAAAUCCUUCUCGGCAAACGAGCAAUGGGCUCAUACAGUCAAGGAAAGAGCGAUCAGCUCAAGACCAGCAGCAAUUUCCCCUCCUCAUUCCAUCGCUCCAAGCAAUCAAAACCGCACGAUGACCUCUGUUUCACCAACAUCGACGAUCAAGAGAGUCAAGAGAGCAUCCUUCAUAACGAUGACCACGGGAAAAAUAGCCUCCCACUGGGGCGUAUCCACCGCAAAGAUGAUGUGGUUGUGGAAUACGAAUCAUCUCCACCGAAACAAGGGCAAGGGUCGGCAUAUUCUCAUUGGUGA
Penicillium roqueforti is the source of this 1122-nucleotide messenger RNA. RefSeq lists its product as uncharacterized. The transcript has 6 exons. Bases 1 to 1122 code for a protein of 373 amino acids. The record is from RefSeq and is a predicted model, not a curated record. NCBI's taxonomy places the organism in Eukaryota, Fungi, Ascomycota, Eurotiomycetes, Eurotiales, Aspergillaceae.